Messenger RNA from Halichondria panicea, 4630 nucleotides. RefSeq lists its product as uncharacterized. The coding region runs from base 98 to 4519 and encodes 1473 amino acids. Gene Ontology annotation, molecular function: metalloendopeptidase activity; calcium ion binding; zinc ion binding. The transcript has 17 exons. The record is from RefSeq and is a predicted model, not a curated record. Gene Ontology annotation, biological process: proteolysis. Lineage: Eukaryota; Metazoa; Porifera; Demospongiae; Suberitida; Halichondriidae.
UUGAGGGAGAACAAUAGAUCUAAAGAGGCAGCACUGUGUUCUAUAUACGGACUCCAAGAGGUCUCCCUGACAGCACAGAGAACCUGGUGCAUUGAGGAUGUGUGGGGGAUUAACUUUGACUCUUUUGUCCCUGGCUGUGGGUCUGCUUCUCUGUGGACAAAGGACUCUUUGUCAACUCCUUCCUGACCUUUCUGAUCCUUGUGCUAGCUCAGCUACCCAGGUUCAUGAUAACGAUAUCGCCUAUUUUCCUCCCUCCCUGCUCCCUCAAAACGAGUCGCCUAGCAACAGUGGAAGCGAAGACAGGAAGAAAAGGGGAGCUACCAGUGAGAAUCGAAAGCUGUGGCCAAAUGGAGUCGUAUAUUACACCUUUUCAAGCAGAUUCAAUGCUGCUGAGAGGAGACAGAUACUGGAGGCAAUGAAGCAUUGGGAAGACCACACCUGCAUUAGAUUCAAGCACCGCUCAAACCAGCCGCACUAUGUCAACUUCUUCCCAGGAGCAGGUUGCUGCUCCUAUGUUGGGAGAAUUGACUAUGGCCGUCAACCUCAGGGAGUUUCGAUUGGUCGUUCCUGUUUCAACUUUCACCCAAUCGUCCACGAGAUCGGCCAUGUUGUUGGUUUCUGGCACGAGCAGAGCCGACCGGACCGUGACGAAUACAUCGAUAUCAUCGAAGGCAACAUAGUCCCUGGUUAUGAGACAAAUUUCCAAAAGAUUCCGUCAUGGCGGAUUGAUUCUCAAGGAGUCGGUUACGACUACAACAGUAUCAUGCACUACGAUUCCAACUUUUUCUCCAGAAAUCCCUUUGUAGACACCCUCAGGGCAAAGGACCCGUCCAUCCCAGUGGGGAAAGCUCGAGUACUGAGCGAGUUGGAUAUCGAACAAACAAAUCUAUUGUAUACGUGUGAUACGAACAACAUGCCCCCGCCCAGUGUGAUCCUUCUUCCUCUGCCCACACCCCCUCCAUUCCCCACCGUGCCCUACUCCUGUGUCGAGCAUUUGACGGCUCUGAAAGGAUCGUUCCAGUCUCCUGGCUACCCACUCUAUGAGCACAAUACGGACUGUGUCUGGAUGAUCAAGGUUGCCGAUGGUUACACAAUUCAGCUGAUAUUUGAUCCAAUUGAAUUGGAAAACACGUACCAGUGCGUCAAGGAUUACAUCAAAGUGUUUGAUAAUCUCCAUGGAAGCGGGGACGGCCAAGUGAUUUGUGCCUAUUACAAUGUCUACAAUUACAGACUACAAACAAACACAGCACGGAUACAUUAUCACAGUGACCAUGACAACGAUCGAUCACACACACUCACACCACUCGCUGGAUUCAGGGCCUCUUAUAAAGUCGUAGAUAUCGACGAGUGUGUGUAUACGCACUGCUCUCACAGCUGUCGCAAUCUUCCCGGCUCCUACGAGUGUCGAUGCCCUCGGGGCUUCUUCUUGUCUGCAGAUGGACACAAUUGUUUUGACAUGAACGAGUGUGCUCUUGGCAAUGGAGGAUGCGAUCAUCAAUGUGUCAACACGGGAGGAUCCUUUAGUUGUGGGUGUCGCCCUGGUUACAAGCUGCAGGCUGACAGCCACUCCUGCCGACUGGAAGGAACGUCAUGCAGUCUGUAUAAUGGUGGCUGUGAGCACAUCUGCAGUGAGACUCCGUCCAAUAAGAUCUGCUCCUGCAGAUCUGGCUACAAGCUGCACAGUGACAGGCGCUCGUGCAUUGAUGACAAUGAGUGCCACUUCCAGCGUAGUGGGUGUCGCCAUGUGUGUACCAACACACACGGUUCCUACGUCUGUUCAUGUCGUGACGGGUUCAAGUUGGAUGCUGAUCAACACAACUGUCUUCCUGAACAUACCUGCUCCAUGGACAAUGGUGGGUGUGACCAGCUGUGUAGGGACACAAGCUCCGGUGCCGUCUGCAGCUGCAGGAGAGGGUAUCGCCUGGCAACUGAUGAGCGCUCUUGUCAAGACAUUAACGAGUGUUCAGAGAGUAGGUUCUGUCAGGACAUCUGUACCAACACUAAUGGCUCUUUCGUAUGCUCCUGCUCCGAGGGACUCACACUCGACCACAACUACAGAACCUGCUCCGAUAUCAACGAGUGUUUGACUGGUGAUAACACGUGUCCAUUCAAGGAACGUUGCAUUAACUACUUUGGCACGUAUCGAUGCUCCUGUCCCCCUGGUUACCACACCACCCCCAGUGGGCAAGGAUGUGAAGAUCAAGAUGAGUGUGCCCAGGGAUUCAGUGCAUACUGCUCCCACACCUGCCGUAACAUUCCCGGCUCCUUCCAGUGUGAGUGCCCCCCAGGCUAUGUUCUACAAGACCUGUACACAUGCCGAGACGCAGACGAGUGUAUCAGUCGGACAGAUGAAUGCAAUCGAGCCUCCGGGGCAACUUGUCAGAAUUUGAUUGGAUCAUACCUUUGUAAAUGCCCGGAUGGAUAUAUUAUGGAUGACAGUGGACGUAGUUGUAUAGAGUCAUUGCUUGGUUACGAGUGUGAGUAUGCUGACGAAUGUGACGAGGGUUUUGUGUGUGCGGAGGGGGAGGGGCUGGACUACAUGACGUGUCAGUGCCCACCCGGGUUCUCCCUGUCCAGUGAUGAAUUCUCUUGUAAAGAACCCCUCACUACUGCUAAAGAUGUCACGACCAUGGUCCAACCUAUUGAUCCCAUCACCUCACCCAUCGUGACAAACAAUCCUAUCACAGAGCACUCCACUGAUGUUAGUACUACUGAAGACCUGAAAGCUUCAUCUACUGUAUCUGCAAGCUCUAGUGAAACAGACUCUUCAGCGAUUACAAAUACUUUACAAGAAGGCAACAGUGAAGAGGCGACAUCGCAAACCAGUAAUGCUCCCACGAUACAAUUGAUAACCGACAUUGACAUUCCGUCUACAAAUAUGCUACAAACCACAUUUGAUGGCUCUACAACAAAGACUGUUACUGUAACAGAAUCUCCAACCACAAUAUCACAUGCAAGUACUGAUUCUAUUAGCUCUGUAGUCACGGCAGCUCACCCACCCACAACAAUAACCACCACGCAACCUCCCCUGCCCUCAACCAGUUCCUCUACCAAGCAUAUCACCACAAACGAACCCAUGGCAACCAAACAAGCAUCUACUGAUCCUCAUUCACCAACAAACUCACCUUCAACUGUUGUAUCUACAAAAUUCCCCACUACAAACUCACCAACCCAACCCUCCAAAGCAUCCAUCACCACAAAACUUGAAUCUAGUACUGAAGCAGUGCUCUCUACUGAUAUACCUCCCAAAGAAUUAUCUACCAUAUCACCCCUCACUACAACAAGCAAAAAGAUACCAUCAAUAGAUACUUCACCUACCACCCACUCCACUCUGCCUUCUACACAGAACUCGGUCACCAAAUCGUCAACAAUUUUUACUGCUGUACCCUCUACAAAAUAUACUACCUCAAACUCACCAAUGCUUACAACGUCAACUACUACACAAAAAAUGACACCCCCUCCCAGUACUAAAGAACCAUCUACAAAUACGCCAGAGAGCUCAUUCGAUGCUACCACCCUCAGUGAAGGAACUAUGGUAACAAACACCUCGAGCACAAAAUCACUUUCACAUACCGAACCCCCCUCACAACCCCCAGGAUGUGGUGGGCAUUUCUUUGAAGACAGUGGCUCUUUCAAUUCCACAAAUUGGCCAGAGACUUAUCCGGUAAAUAUUGACUGUGAAUGGACUAUUGAGCUACCCGAUCCGAGCAAAAUCAUCGAGCUGUCAUUUAAUCAUUUCGUGUUUGGAUUGAGCGGUAAAAUGCCUGAGUGCAAAAAAGACUGGAUAAAGGUGUACGACGGUCACAGCUACGAUGAUGAUUGGUGGGGUCCAUUAUGCUCGUUCUGGAAACCUGAUCCAAUCAAAACGACUUCACACAGAGCAAUGAUUGUGUUCCAUUCUGGCCCGCGACACAACAAAUCGAGGAAGGGCUUUAGACUUAUGUUUUCAUCCGUUGAUAGACCCACUAUUACUUCUCCACUCACAACUACCACUUCACUAUCUGAAACAGAUGAAUACACAACUAGUAAUGCGGUGGCUACUACUACUGCGCUAGGAACUACAGCUGUGACAGGGGACGAUAUGGAGUCAUCCGAAGAUGUGUGCAUUGUUCCCCCUCCUCCAAUUGCUUCUGAUGGACUGUUCCAGUGCUACGCAUUUAUAGCUCCAGGAACAAAGUUUGGACCACCUCGUUUCCCAUUGUUCUUUGACACACAUACUGCUAGACAGUGCCACUGGAUUCUUAUUUCAAGCUCACAAAAGGUCCACCAGUUGCGAUUCUUGUAUUUUGACCUCCCGUUAAGCUCGAAUUGUUCCGAGGCAAGCCUUAAAGUUUACAGCGGGUUCAACACCGAAGGAGAUGAUUUGGCCACCUUUUGCGGGGAUUUAGAGCUAGGGCGGAGGACACUUACAUUAGGUAGUAGCCAUGGUGUUAUGACAGCUGUGCUGAAAGUGAAUGCGCCAGAGAGUUGUAGUUUUAGAGGAUUUCAUGCAGUUUUUGAGGAAGUACUCAAUCCUUAAUUAACUAUUUCAUUGACUGGUAAUAUUUAUUGCUUUCCAUUAUGUUUGUCCCACCUCUUCUAUCAUCUCACGUAUAUACAGUUAUACAGUGUAUAUUAUUAUGGUGCACAA